Formica exsecta is the source of this 3058-nucleotide messenger RNA. RefSeq names its product F-box/WD repeat-containing protein 5 (gene Fbw5). Gene Ontology annotation, biological process: protein ubiquitination. Gene Ontology annotation, molecular function: protein binding. The record is from RefSeq and is a predicted model, not a curated record. The transcript is spliced from 9 exons. Lineage: Eukaryota; Metazoa; Arthropoda; Insecta; Hymenoptera; Formicidae. The coding region runs from base 254 to 2287 and encodes 677 amino acids. Gene Ontology annotation, cellular component: SCF ubiquitin ligase complex; Cul4-RING E3 ubiquitin ligase complex.
AAUGCAUCGGAAAUGGAGGCAUCAAUGAUAUCUGCUGUACUUUCAUCCACGCUACGAACACGUGCCGCGUUUUCAGAAUGCUAUAUAUAUUUACGUAUACAUUAUACCAUGCGUGAUAUUACGUGCUACAUGUAAUGCACUUGAUCGCGAUGAAAUUCUAACCUCGGUCGAGUUCGUGUAUCUUCGGCAUAGUGACUGCACAGUCGCUGACAGGUAUCAGCUGUUCCAGUAAAUAAACCGCCGCAUUUCGACAAUGGACGGCGUCGAGGACAUCGCGCGGGACUGUCAGACAGCUGACGAGGAAGUCAGCGAAUCGGAUAACAAUAGCGAGUGCUUGUCACAGCGGAGCGAGGGCGAUGUUAAUUGGUAUUAUAUGCCAGACUCGAUUCUUUUGAGCAUCUUCCAGUACCUGACGCCGAAGGAGCUGACGAUCGCGGGUGAAGUAUGCAGAUCAUGGCAUAGGGUGUCGCAUGAUGAAUUUCUGUGGAAAUAUUUAUUUUAUCGGACAUACAAGAUAGAUCCGGAUGUCGGCAUCAUGCCAGGGAAAACUUCUUGGUUGGGAGAAUUCAAACGUUUGGCAUAUCAUACUCCACUGAUAGAAACUGAAGUUCUCAAGGAGCAUUCGCAUCAAGUUUUACAUGUGAGCUUCUCCCAUAAUGGCAAAAUGUUUGCAACUUGUUCAAAAGAUGGAUAUAUUUUUGUAUGGCAAAGUCAAUAUCCUGUUACUAUUAAAUAUUUACACGAUAUGAAAACAUUUAGUUGGAAGUAUACGCAAUUUUCACAAUUUAAUUGUACAGAUACUUUACUUCUUGUCUCUGGUGUACAUUUUGGUACACCUCAUAGUACUUCGGGAGAAAUAGCAGUGUUUAAAGUAGCACCUGGCUUUGACCUCCAAUGUAGAGUAGUGAAUAAGCCAUAUGACAUAUUUGGUACAUGGUACAGUGAACGUUACCUUUUAAGUGGAAAUCUGCAUUGGUUGGCACAUUUGGUCAGUACUAGUGUAGUUUGGCUCAAUAAGGCAAACCAAGAAUCAGCUAGUGAACAUGUGCCCAUUAUGACACAACUUUUUAGGUUUUACAAUGGAAAUGCUUCUUCAAUUAGAGCAAUUAUGGUUGCAAAUUGUCUAGCGCCUGCACCAGCUGAAACUAUGGAACAACAAAGCCAGCCGUCCUCCUCAAAUAUAAAGGAGGAAAAAGGGAAUCCGCCAAGUCACAAGGAUUUGUUGUCACCUUCGAACGAACCUGGUAGCUCGCAACAACAUGAAGAACCAGAAGUGCUACACCAUGCAUCAUCAAGAUUACAAUAUAGUAAAUUAGAAGGUGGAUUUUCGAAUUGGAGAAAACUUGGUGACGGUUUUGAAUAUGCUAGUCCUAUACAGUACAAUCAGGAAUAUAGGCAGGUUGAGAUGCAGAGGAAGGCGCACGAAAGUGACAGUGAAAGUGAGAAUCCAUUGUGGGAAGAGGAGAGCGAGUCAGGAGAAUCUUCGAUAACCGAAGAAUGUGAUACUGAUGAGUUAGCCAAUAAUCCCGAGAAGUUCCUUAUAUUUACAACUGGCUCGAAGACAUAUACUCCACAUAAAGUUGGUUUUAAGAGAAUUAAAUUAGUCAGUUUCCCAAGAAGAUUAGACCCAGGACCGUCGCUACGCGAAAGAAUAGCUCAGCGGGAAAGGGAGCGAGAGAGACAGAAUACCCCAUCGGUGGAAGAUUGGUUAAAUUACGAAUCUGUAGCUGAUAAGUUCGAUAAGAUAGAUCAUUUGAUUGAUCUUCACGGCCACAUCAUUGGAAUGGGACUUUCUCCUGAUCAUAGAUAUCUUUAUGUAAAUACAAGGCCAUGGCCAAAGGGUUAUGUUAUUACUAAUCCUUUACAACCACCACCAAUAGCACAAGAAAUUGAUAUACAUGUGAUUGACUUGGUAACAUUAAAACAAGUUGGUACAAUGUUAAGAGCACACAAGGCAUAUACGCCUAAUAACGAAUGUUUCUUUAUAUUUUUGGAUGUAUGUAAUGAAUAUGUAGCAAGUGGUGCAGAAGACAAGCAUGGUUACUUGUGGGAUAGACAUUAUGGGAUUUGUUUAGCAAAAUUUCCUCAUACCGAUGUAGUUAAUUCCGUAGCUUUUAAUCCACGUGAUCCUGAAAUGUUAGUUACAACCAGUGAUGAUUAUACAGUUAAAAUAUGGCGGAGUCGGGCUAUGGUGAAGGCUUUAGGUUUAGAUGAAAAUACCUAUCGUAGAGGAAUGGAGGUGCGAAAAAGACGAAGGUUUCAAAGAAGCAGUAAUAAUAUUGACUGACUAAAAACUAUUAAAUUUCCAAUUUAAAACAUUUAUUUUUACAAGAAUUUUAGAGAUAUAUUCUGCACUUAAGUUGAUACAAAAUCGUCCAAAACAUUACUAUCAUAUAAAAGCACAAAUAAUUAAUCUAUUUUUUGAUUACCUAGGAUUUAUGCACACAAAUACAUGUGCAGAUUUUCAUUUCUUAUAAUGUAAUACAAUCUGGAAUAUCACCAGAUGAGUACUACUUGAAAGAGUUACUAAAAAUGUUGUUAAAAGAAUGGAUAUCGCAAAGAAAUAUAUUGUCUAUUGUUAUAAUGCAAAAUUAGAAAAUAUCUAGUAAAAGAAUUUAAAAUUAUAUCAUUUAUAUUUAAAGAUUAUCAUCAGACUAUUUUUAAACUGUUAGCUUAAAGUUUAUCUAUAUAGCUCUUACAUGUGGAACUCUAGGUCUUAUAGAAUUUAUCUUCUGACAAAAUUAUAAAAUUGGAAUUCUCAAUGCAGAGUGUGCAAUGAAUAUUAAGUUUUUCAUAUGGUUAUUCUGUUCACACAUGUACACAACCUGUAAUACUGAAUUUUUUUAUUUAGUCUAUAUUUCUUUUUCUGUAUAUUUGAAAUAUUUAUAAAUUUUACUUCUACUUAUAUCUGUACUAAACAAAGAAAAUAAUGAAUGGAUAUAAAUGUGCACUAUUUUGUUUUGUUCUUUCUCAUACAACAUGUCAUUUUUUGAGCUUGUAUGUUGUACAAUUACAUUGUAAAAUUAUAAACAUAAUAUAAUAAAUCUCCCACAAAAAC